Mugil cephalus (flathead mullet) is the source of this 3492-nucleotide messenger RNA. It is a transcript of the gene agps, whose product is annotated as alkylglycerone phosphate synthase. Gene Ontology annotation, molecular function: alkylglycerone-phosphate synthase activity; FAD binding. NCBI's taxonomy places the organism in Eukaryota, Metazoa, Chordata, Actinopteri, Mugiliformes, Mugilidae. Gene Ontology annotation, biological process: lipid biosynthetic process. The transcript has 20 exons. The coding region runs from base 21 to 1931 and encodes 636 amino acids. The record is from RefSeq and is a predicted model, not a curated record.
UUCACAAACACGGAAGCAGCAUGGCGUCCAACAGCAGCGGCGGCGGCGGCUCCAGCUCCGACAGGCAGCGGGUCGCACAGCAAAGACUCAGCGUAAUUGCCGGUCACUUACGGAGACCGGCGGACGAUGACUCGGCUGUCCAAGCCUGGGAGUGCAAAGCCCCCGGGAGCAAGCCCGAUGUCUCCGGAGAGGAGAAGACGGUGCCGAGGAGGAGGCAGGAGAUUAUGAAAUGGAAUGGCUGGGGAUACAGCGAUUCAAGAUUCCUCUUCAAUAAGAAAGGUCAAGCAGAAUUCACUGGCAAAAGGUAUAGACUGAGCGGCAUGAUCAUCCCCGGGCUCAAAGAGUGGUUUGAAGGCACGUUUGGCGCCAAUCUGCAGCACAAAAGCCCAGCGACGCCCAUUCUGAAUAACAGCGCCGUACCGCCUCCCGCUCUAAAUGACGCCUUCAUAGAGGAACUGAAAUCCACAGGUAUUCCCUUCUCGCAUGACUCAGAAGACCGGGUGUUUCGUGGCCACGGCCAUUGCUUACACGAGAUCUUCGCGCUCAGGGAGGGGAAACUUGGUCGUGUCCCAGAUAUGGUGGUGUGGCCAAGCUGUCACAAUGAUGUGGUGAAAAUUGUGGAGCUGGCGACCAAACACAACGUGUGUUUGAUACCGUAUGGAGGAGGGACUAGUGUUUCUAGCGCCCUAGAGUGCCCCCCAGAGGAAACACGCUCCAUUGUCUCUUUGGAUACUUCACAGAUGAACCGCAUUCUGUGGAUUGACGAGAAGAAUUUAACCGCCCAUGUGGAAGCUGGCAUCGUCGGUCAGGAUCUGGAGAGAUUGCUUAAUGAGAGCGGCUACUGUACGGGGCAUGAGCCUGACUCCAUGGAGUUCAGCUCCCUGGGGGGCUGGGUAGCAACCAGAGCGUCAGGCAUGAAGAAGAACAUCUAUGGCAACAUUGAGGACCUGGUUGUCCACAUAAAGAUGGUUACCCCGCAGGGUGUGAUUGAAAAGAGCUGUCAGGGCCCACGCAUGUCCACGGGCCCCGACAUCCACCACUUCAUCAUGGGAUCGGAAGGAACCCUGGGUGUGGUUACCGAGGUAACGAUGAAGAUCCGUCCCAUCCCAGAGUACCAGAAGUACGGCUCUGUGGUGUUCCCUAAUUUUGAGCAGGGGGUUGCCUGCCUCCGAGAGGUGGCCAAGCAGAGGUGCGCUCCAGCAUCCAUACGGCUCAUGGAUAAUGAACAAUUUAAAUUUGGUCACGCCCUGAAGCCUCAAGUAUCUUCAAUUUUCACUUCCUUUCUGGACGGGUUGAAGAAGUUUUACAUCACCAAGUUCAAGGGCUUUGACCCCAACCACUUGUGUGUGGCCACCCUGCUGUUUGAAGGAGACCGUGAGAAGGUCCUGCAGCACGAGAAGCAGGUUUAUGAUAUUGCUGCAAAAUUUGGGGGCCUGGCAGCUGGAGAGGACAAUGGGCAGAGGGGCUACAUGCUGACCUUCGUCAUCGCUUACCUCCGGGACCUGGGGAUGGACUACUACGUGAUCGGGGAGUCCUUUGAAACCUCUGUGCCUUGGGACAGGGUGUUGGACAUCUGCAGGAAUGUAAAGGCCCGCAUCGUCCGAGAGUGUAAAGAUAGAGGAGUUCAGUUUCCACCUUUAUCCACGUGCAGGGUGACUCAGACGUAUGACGCUGGUGCCUGUGUCUACUUUUAUUUUGCCUUCAACUACAGAGGACUCAGCGACCCAAUACACGUGUAUGAACAAGUGGAGCAUGCAGCUAGGGAGGAGAUCCUUGCCAAUGGAGGGAGCUUGUCACAUCACCAUGGAGUGGGGAAACUUCGAAAGGAGUGGAUGAGAGAGACCGUCUCCAAUGUCGGCAUUGGGAUGCUCCAGUCCGUCAAGGACUUCUUGGACCCAAAAAAUAUCUUCGGCAACAGGAACCUCCUCUAAUCUCCUGCUCCUGUCCAUCUUUAACUCACAGUUUUUUUCUAAAAAGCAUCAUGUGGAUUUUGCAUUAAUAAUUACUCGACAUGAAUUUAAAAAUGGACAGAGAUCUCCAACGUGUCAUUCGGUGCCAUUUAAUGAUUCACCCAGACCCUUUCUUUUACUUCAUAUUGCACUUACACUGCUGUAACAAUCAUCGUCAAUUCGUGUUGAAGCUCAUUUUUAUCGUUGUGUUGUGGCCUCUGCCUCUGAACUCGACGACCGCGAUACAACUUGACAUGAUGCAAAGAAACCAUGUUUUUGUCAUGUUUGCUUUCCUUAAAUCACUUCCGUAAUAAUCCUUGCCAACAUAGCAGUACUAUUUGUUUUUAUGUUCCUCUCGAGUGUGUGUGGCACUCCUUUAGUGGUGAGUUCAAGAUGAAUGCGCUUUCUAAAGCUCUGUGCCUUUCUAAAGCUUUUGUCUGCCUUCCCCUUUUCCUACUCGAGUCUCUCUGUGACUUAGUGUCUCCUCCCGUGCAUUUUUUCAUGUCCUCCUGCCUUCAGUGGUAUUAACCUAUUGCCAUAUGAGACUUGUUUCUUGGACUGAGUGUCUGUGUGUGUGUAUGUGUGUGUGUGUGUGCGCCUCUUGUGAUAAACUUUUUCAACUAAACCAACCCCGCCCCUUCCUGUUCUGCACCACCACAUUAACAGCGACCCUUGGAAGAAGCAUAGUGUGAUUACAAAGAGAGAUAUCCCUUGUGUGUGUUUACUUUUCAUACUGGCAAUGCUUACCUGACAUCAUUUGUUACUGAGAAAGUGACACGGGGAGGAAGAGAGAAAAAAAAAAAAGCCAUUUCUACCAUGCCUGUUUCCUUUUAAUAAUCAUGUUUUGCAGUUUAAAGCCUCUGGAUCCCGGUGCUCACGUUGUACCAAAGACUCGAUUCAUCAGAUCUUGCGGCCAUGCUCUAAACACGUGUUUAACAUCACAACCGCCACUUUCAUACUCAUUUUCAUGCACAGCGAGUUCACUUUUUAAUCAGCAUAUGCAAAGAUAACGACGGGAGCGCUAAAUAGUGGAUGUUCACGACUGUUAAGAGUGCUAAAACCUUCUAUCAAACACGUCACGCUAAAGACACUUGAAACUUUUUUUUUUUUUUUUUGUCGUAUAAUUGGUGUUUCCCCAAAAUGACUCAAACGGUUGAAUAGUUUAGUGUAAAAUACGUGUUUUCCGAAGGAUACUGUAAUGUGCUAUUUUUUGAUACUGGACUUGGACCAUUCAGCCUCUCCUUUUGAAGCAAGGUUUAUCUUUAAGACAGCUGUUUACUGGAAAAUCUUUAUUUUUUCUGAUCUGUACGUCAAGAUUUCCUGGGUCACAUUGUUUUGUUUUGUUUUUUUUAGGUCAAAAAUUUUCCCCGAAUAAUAAGGACUAUUUUGGGAUCCAUUUUAUCCCCACGUGUCAAAUAUGUGUGCUUUUGAAUGUUACACGGCUGUACCCUUUCUGUCCGUUUUUCCACUACUCCUAACAACAUAGUAACAUCUAAGUACAUUUUGUCAAUGCUGUUUGUGCAAUAAAUUGAACUAAAACAUC